AUGCCACUACCUUAUGCACAGCCCCAGGAUAUCAUACCACCACUUUAUGCACAGCCCCAGGAUAAAAUGUCACCACCUUAUGCACAGCCUCAGAAUAAAAUGCCACCACCUUAUGCACAGGCCCAGGAUAACAUGCCACCACCUUAUGCACAGCCCCAGGAUAACAUGCCACCACCUUAUGCACAGCCCAGGGAUAACAUGCCACCACCUUAUGCACAGCCCCAGUAUAACAUGCCACCACUUUAUGCACAUCCCCAGGACAGCAUGCCACCACUUUAUGCAAAGCCCCAGGAUAGCAUGCCACCACUUUAUGCAAAGCCCCAGGAUAACAUGCCACCACUUUAUGCAAAGCCCCAGGAUAGCAUGCCACCACCUUAUGCACAGCCCCAGGAUAACAUGCCACCACCUUAUGCACAGCCCCAGGAUAACAUGCCACCACCUUAUGCACAGCCCCAGGAUAACAUGCCACCACCUUAUGCACAGCCCAGGGAUAACAUGCCACCACCUUAUGCACAGCCCCAGUAUAACAUGCCACCACUUUAUGCACAUCCCCAGGAUAGCAUGCCACCACUUUAUGCACAUCCCCAGGAUAGCAUGCCACCACUUAAUGCAAAGCCCCAGGAUAACAUGCCACCACUUUAUGCAAAGCCCCAGUAUAGCAUGCCACCACCUUAUGCACAGCCCCAGGAUAACAUGCCACCACCUUAUGCACAGCCCGAGGAUAACAUGCCACCACCUUACGCACAGCCCUAG
This is a messenger RNA of Bombina bombina (fire-bellied toad), 753 nucleotides long. RefSeq lists its product as uncharacterized. Bases 1 to 753 code for a protein of 250 amino acids. The transcript has a single exon. The record is from RefSeq and is a predicted model, not a curated record. Lineage: Eukaryota; Metazoa; Chordata; Amphibia; Anura; Bombinatoridae.